AUGGCAGAUUUCUCGCAGUGGGAGAGCCUGGCCUUUAGCGCCGACUCUCAGUAUUUGGCAACGCUCGGCAAUCCGAACGAUGGAUUUCUCUUUAUCUGGACAAUCAAUCUCAAGAAUGGGUCGGCCAAGCUACACUCCGUGAAUAAAUGCACCGCGGUCAUCAAGGAUAUGUGCUGGGUUGGCCAGAGCUUGGUCACUACCGGUCUGCGACAUGUCAAGGUCUGGCGUCUUCCAACGGUUAUUCGGCCUGUUUCCCCAGCCAAGGCGCGUUUAAAUUUAGAGGGAACUGGCCCCUCGCCAAAUCCAAUCCCCAAAGCACUAUCUGGCAGAAAUUGUUUAUUGGGUGCAUUGGGCGACAACAUCUUCACCUGUGUGAACAGCAUUUCCUACAACGAGGCUGUAAUCGGCACAGAUUCAGGCGCAGUUUGCUUUUUCGAUGACCGCGAAGGGUCGCAGAAGAUGAUCACCGUAAAGCAAGUUGGAUUCAGCAUCACCUCGCUAGCCGUGGACUAUGACUCGGAGUCCAUAUGGCUAGGUGGACGAGGAAGGCAAAUGCAGCGGGUGCCGUUUGAAGUUUUAAGAUCAUCCGGCUUAUCCCCGCCGGUGUCUUCUGCUCGCCUUGACAAGAAUGCAUUUGACAAGAAAAGCAAGACACCAGCGAUUACAUGCAUGGGGUCUCUUAAUUCUCAUUUAGUCACUGUUGAGUCCACCUGCGCGAUUCAUCUAUAUCCGAUCAAAACUUUAAGUGAUGAUGGUGAACAGGAGAGAGGUGAGGCUUCCAUGCCGGCCCAUUGCGACCCAAUUCUCGGUAUUUGCCGCAUGGAUUUUCCUAACGACUUGUCUUCGGACUUUUUCACGUGGUCUCGCGAUGGUUCAGUGAACUUUUGGGAUGUCCAAGGGAAGUGUCGAGGUUCUAAAAAAAUCGAUCUUGAUCAAUUUUCAGGAAAGGAAGAAGAUUCAGCAAAUGAACUCAAAGUUUUGCGGACCGCUGAAAAUGCGGGCUGGUUCGUCUCUGCUGACAAAUUUGGUGUCUUGAGAAUCUUUUCAAACUCUGACUGGACUUGCCUCAACGAGGCGCGCGCUCAUGGCGGAGAGAUCACGGAUGUGGCCAUACAAGGAAUGGACGAUACCUGGCUGAUAGCUAGUUCUGGGCGUGAUCGGAUGGUGCAACUCUUCGAGAGACGAGACACCGAGUUAAAGUUGAUUCAAACCAUGGACGAUCAUGUGGGGGCUGUUGGACAAUUGAUGUUCAUCAACGAGGGCGAGAAGCUUCUUUCGUGCUCCGCAGAUCGCACAGUUGUCAUACGAGAUCGUGCCACUCGUGAGGUAGAUGGUGGCACAUCUGUUGCCUACCUCAUCUCAAGGGUCAUUACUCAGAAGUCCUCUCCCGUGUCGAUGACCCUUUGUCCAGAUGACUCGAACAUUCUAUACCUCUCUACCAUGGAUCGCUGUGUUUCAAAAUUCGAUAUCUCCUCUGGACAUCAACUUCACUGUUUUAAGGCAACUGAUUCGGAGACAGCCGAUGCGGUGGUUCUGAGCUCGUUGACAGUUGCAUCCGAAAUCUUAGGCCAGACUCCGAAGGUUCUUAUAGGUGUUUCGAGCACGGACAAAUCAAUUCGCGUCUAUGAUCUAGAGCGAGACCAGCUGCUCACUGGCGAAUUCGGCCACACAGAAGGUGUUAGCGACAUGUUACUCCUGGAGGAGCGUGAUCUAUCCGAUGGGUCCCAAACAAAGCGCACGGUUGUCAGUGCUGGGAUGGAUGGUAUAUUGAUGAUUUGGGACCUAUCUGUCUCUGUCCAGCAACAGGUCUCACCAGACCUUGUCGGGAAUGUGCGUGAGGAGGAUGAAACCCCCGUGAAAGAAAUGGCAGCUGCGAGGCCCCCUCUCCGAAAAGUCCUUUCCCGCAGCGAGCUCGCCGGAUUUCAACGACCGGAUAGCCCCAAUCCUACAACACCGACCCCUAUACGCGAGCAAUCUCCAACCCUACCCCGCAAGUUGUCUCGACUAUCUCUAGCACCAUCAUCAUUGAAAAACCACGCCGUGUCAGAAAAAUCCUCCCCGCCAAACCGCCUAUCCCCAACAUCAGGAUCAGGCAUACCGCAAGGCCGACGCCGCCGGUCCCCAUCCCCCGUAAGCCCGAAAUCAAGGACAUCAACAGCCCGAAAACCACAUAGCGUAAGAACAACGAAUCGCCGCACAUCCAUCGAAUUCCGCAACCGCAGCAAAACAACCCCAUGCGGUGACUUCGGAAGUCUAGAAAUGUCCACCGAGCAGCUGUGCCGAAGCCUGCGAGCGUAUCGAAAGAAACUCAACGGCUCGAAUCAACGCAUGCAAGCGCAAAAGGAGCUCGAGCGCGAGCUCAGUCUCACACUGCGCAUCGUGGGUGGUCGUGAACAGAGUAGCGACGAGAGCGGCGAAACAGAGACGGAUAGCAGCGGUAAGGAUACGGAGCGCGAGCGGAAACAGAGCUACGCGGUUAUGCCAAAGUCGCCACAUGUUCCUCGCCGUAUGCCGUCUACCCCGUCUUUGCGGCUGAAGGGGGUGCGACAGGUUUCGCGGAGCCGUUCUUGCGAUCCUAAUUAG
Penicillium digitatum Pd1 is the source of this 2583-nucleotide messenger RNA. The record is from RefSeq and is a predicted model, not a curated record. NCBI's taxonomy places the organism in Eukaryota, Fungi, Ascomycota, Eurotiomycetes, Eurotiales, Aspergillaceae.